This is a messenger RNA of Paralichthys olivaceus (Japanese flounder), 1556 nucleotides long. RefSeq names its product cannabinoid receptor 2 (gene cnr2). Gene Ontology annotation, molecular function: cannabinoid receptor activity. The record is from RefSeq and is a predicted model, not a curated record. Gene Ontology annotation, biological process: regulation of metabolic process; adenylate cyclase-activating G protein-coupled receptor signaling pathway. Lineage: Eukaryota; Metazoa; Chordata; Actinopteri; Pleuronectiformes; Paralichthyidae. Gene Ontology annotation, cellular component: plasma membrane; cytoplasm.
CAGAUCAGUGAAACCAGAAAAGAAUUCACAAGUAGCCCAGAGGGUGGAUGAAAUGGAGGACUGGGAUAAUCCUGCUUCAUUGGGAUCCACAGAAGCCAAAGAGAACUCAGCGAACAGAUCAUGUGAGAAGCUGGAAUGCUACAUGGUCCUGACGCAAGCAGAGAAGAUGGCGAUCGGCUCCAUCUGUUUCCUGGCAGGUCCGACCACACUGCUGGAAAACGUUUUGGUGCUGGUUGUGAUCGCCUCCACAGCCUCUCUCCGCCAGCGACCCUCCUAUCUCUUCAUUGGCAGCCUCGCUCUGGCCGAUGUCUUCGCCAGCUGCUUCUUCACCACAAGCUUUCUGGACUUCCACCUCUUUCGCCGCAGCGAUGGCCCCACUGCCUACCUCUUCAAGCUAGGUGGUGUCACCAUGGCCUUCACCAGCUCAGUGGGAAGCUUACUGCUGACUGCUCUGGACCGCUACCUCUGUAUACACCAGGCCUCCAGCUAUAAGGUGCUGCUGACCCGGCGGCGAGCCCUCCUGAGCAUGCUGAUCCUCUGGAGCGCCACCAUCUUCAUCUCCUUCUUGCCCCUGAUGGGCUGGAGGUGUCCCACAGGCCUCACUUCACCCUGCUCACACCUCUUCCCCUACAUCAACCAGGGGUAUCUGGCCUGCUGGACCAGCUUCAUCCUGGUGCUUCUGGCUCUUAUUUUGGGGGCUUACGCUCUCAUCCUGUGGAAGGCUCACCGCCAUGAAUUGUCUAUGAACAGCAUACAGGGACCAGCAGGGACAGGCCACAACCGCAUGAGGAUGGAUAUCCGGCUGGCUCGUACCUUCGGUCUGAUCCUGUUGAUACUCGUGGGCUGCUGGCUUCCGGCACUUUCCUUCAUGCUAGCUGAUGUCUCUGUGAACCUGACCCUCUCCCAGCAGAGGGCCUUUGCCUUUUGCAGCACCCUCUGCCUGGUUAACUCUGCAGUCAACCCACUGCUGUACGCCCUGCGCUGCAGAGAGCUGAGAAUCGCCCUGUUGCAGUUACUACUGAGGCUUUGGGAGAUCGGGAGGUGUAAAACAUCCACAGAGGAUUUAACUCCUGAACUGCCCUCUGCAGACGACAACAACUUUACUGCAAUCUCCGAGGACGAGACGCCCCAGCUCAGAACCACACAACUCAACUCCAUCUCUGGGAUCGUCAACAACAAUCAGCAGCUGGACGUCGGGAAAUGAAGGAAGUGGAGAGCUGAAUGGAAGAAGUAGCUAAAGACAAAUAUUUAUAGAGAUGUGCUUGUAGUGUAGAUGAUGACUCAAAAAAAACCUUACUGUUGAUUAAGAGUCAAAUCUACAUGAAACCCACUUGGAGGAUUCCUGAUCAUAAAUAGCUUAAAGUGGUAAUAAUUGAAUAUGUCUAGUGUGGUAAAAAUUAUUUGACAUUAAGUUCUAAAUUUGUUAGUGGAUAAAAGUGAUGCCAAACAUCAGAGAGUCUAUGAAAACAUGCAACAUAUUGUGUUUUACAUUCAAAUUUCAACAACUAUAAAACAGAGUUUGUAAGUAAUUAGUUUUUCUUAAAUCAAAAUUACAA